Molecule: messenger RNA, 642 nt
Organism: Ophidiomyces ophidiicola
Lineage: Eukaryota; Fungi; Ascomycota; Eurotiomycetes; Onygenales; Onygenaceae
Exons: 1
Coding region: 1-642 (213 amino acids)
Source: RefSeq, a predicted model, not a curated record
AUGCGCUGGAGCCUCUUUUUUCUGUUAAUACUCGUUUUCGCUCUCCUUGGUUUCGUUGGUUGGGUUACAUAUUCGCAGGUUCGUGCACGACGAGCCGGCCUUCCACCACCAACAUGGAAAUCAUACAUUCCAUUCACAUCCUCCUCCACUACGUAUCGAGACAGCAAUUUCCCAUCCCCUCGACGCGGCGGUAUCGUUGGCUGGGUUAAAGAUCGCUUCGCAUCGUUGACAAACAAGCGCACCUCCCGUGGUGCGUACGAAGAGCCAGCUACCGGUGGUCCGGGACCAUAUCGGGGUGCAGGCGUGGAUCAUGAUGAGGCUUGGGAUACGAGAGUGGGUGCGCUGGAGGACGGCCCUUAUUCGCAAGGGUCUGGCCCGCAUGGCCAUUAUGGUCCACAAGAGUCUGGCACUGGCCCCAGACGAGAACCGUAUGAUAGUGCUGGGUAUGAUGCGGGCUUUACAAAGAGCAGCAAGGAUGCAGAACGGGGCAGAAAUCACAAUCGUGGACCAAGCUCACCCCAUGUCCCACUCACGCUUGCUGAUACGGGUAGGCCGCUGGAGAAUCCGUUCGAUGAUAAUAACGUAAGUACUUUACGGGACAUUAGUCCUAGGCCGGUGGUUGAAAGUCGUACCGGAAAGUAG